This is a messenger RNA of Bufo bufo (common toad), 534 nucleotides long. RefSeq names its product ubiquitin A-52 residue ribosomal protein fusion product 1 (gene UBA52). Gene Ontology annotation, molecular function: ubiquitin protein ligase binding; structural constituent of ribosome; protein tag activity. NCBI's taxonomy places the organism in Eukaryota, Metazoa, Chordata, Amphibia, Anura, Bufonidae. Gene Ontology annotation, biological process: protein ubiquitination; modification-dependent protein catabolic process; translation. Gene Ontology annotation, cellular component: nucleus; ribosome; cytoplasm. Bases 85 to 471 code for a protein of 128 amino acids. The record is from RefSeq and is a predicted model, not a curated record. The transcript is spliced from 5 exons.
AACGGGAGUGAAAACGUCACUUCCAGGUCCGGCCAGUCCUUUUCUCCUUAGUCGGGCCGCCGUGCGGGCAACAGAGGCGUCAAGAUGCAGAUCUUUGUAAAAACCCUUACCGGGAAAACAAUCACACUUGAGGUCGAGCCCAGUGACACUAUUGAAAAUGUCAAGGCUAAGAUUCAGGACAAGGAAGGUAUCCCACCUGACCAGCAGCGUCUGAUCUUUGCUGGCAAACAGCUUGAAGAUGGACGUACCUUGUCUGACUACAACAUCCAGAAAGAGUCAACUUUGCAUCUGGUGCUGCGUCUUCGUGGUGGUAUCAUUGAGCCUUCCCUCCGCCAGCUUGCCCAGAAGUACAAUUGUGACAAGAUGAUUUGCCGCAAGUGCUAUGCCCGUCUUCACCCACGUGCUGUGAACUGCCGUAAGAAGAAAUGUGGCCACACCAACAACCUGCGCCCCAAGAAGAAGCUCAAAUAAACUCCAUAUGUCCUCUGCUUAUUGUUUGAGUUUUGUUCAGAAAUAAAUAAAAAUCUAAAGUAA